Molecule: messenger RNA, 3780 nt
Organism: Melanotaenia boesemani (Boeseman's rainbowfish)
Lineage: Eukaryota; Metazoa; Chordata; Actinopteri; Atheriniformes; Melanotaeniidae
Gene: crispld2
Product: cysteine-rich secretory protein LCCL domain containing 2
Exons: 15
Coding region: 764-2311 (515 amino acids)
Cellular component (GO): extracellular region
Source: RefSeq, a predicted model, not a curated record
AUGCAGGUUGUGAGUGUUUUGGUAUUAUAUCACCACAAAUCAAGCAAUUUUAUUCUGACUUUCUUCUUAUGAUUAUUGACAUAGUUUAAAUGUUUUUACUUUGCCGCAGUCAAAGGAUAGAGCCUAUAAAUGCAUAAACUAAUGUAAGGUCUAUAGAGCAUUAGUAGUCUGAUUAAUUCGCUAACCAUUAAGCUGAUAAAGUAAUAAACUAGGCUUCAACUUUUAGUAAUGGCGUCUACUAUAAUGAUAACAUUUCGUCCUGGGCUCACGCUGAAUGUCUUCCGGUCCACUGCUGCUAUUCCUCAGUCUGAAGCGCGGUUUUUAAUUCACGUAACUAGGCAAUAACAUGGUCGUUUGACAAUUUGCUGAUUUACAACAGUUGUAGUUUUCUUGCUGACAUCAGUUUGCGCACGACGCGCUGUGUGCCAAGAACAGGGAGGCUGUCGAGUGGGGGAGUGCGGAGAAACAGUAAUUUUUUCCUCUGCUCCUGAGGGGUCUCCUUCUGUAGCUAUAUAAGGCGCUCAGACUUUUACAGGAGUAACACAGUCUCUGUGUGCCUCAGGACGACUGCCAAAUAUCAGCAGCAGCAGCCUGGUCCUCGCAUAAGGAAAUAAUACAGCUCUCCAACGCGCAGAGGAAGCAGCUCCAAAACAUUCAAGCAGCUGGAUACUGACUGAGAAAGACAGAGGUUGCAUCUGUGACUCUGAGGAGCAGCAUUCACAGAAAAAGACUGUCGACUGUAGUCUGAAGCUGAAGUGUCAGAAUGACCUGUACUGCCUCGACCUGGCUCCCCAUCCUCUCCCUCCUGUUGUUUUGCGUCACGGAUUCAUCUUCUCUCUUCCUGCCUGAGGAGCUGAGGGAGCUGCUGAGCCGUUAUGAGCAGGAAACAGACCAGAACGGCACCAACAACACAGCUGGGAGCAGGAACCGAAGAGCCAUCCUCUGGUCCGACCGUGAGGAGAUCCUCCAGCUGCACAACAAGCUGAGAGGCAGCGUUUACCCUUCUGCCUCAAACAUGGAGUACAUGGUUUGGGAUGAUGAGCUGGAGCGGUCUGCCACUCAGUGGGCAGAGGAGUGUCAGUGGGACCAUGGGCCUCGAGACCUGCUCAUGUCUAUUGGACAAAACCUGGCAGUUCACUGGGGCAGAUACCGCUCACCUGCCUUCCACGUUCAGGCCUGGUAUGAUGAGGUGAAAGACUACACCUAUCCCUACCCUCACGAGUGCAAUCCCUGGUGUCCUGAACGCUGCUCCGGGCCUAUGUGCACCCAUUAUACCCAGCUGGUCUGGGCAGCCACUACCCGAGUGGGCUGCGCUGUGCAUGUGUGUCCACGGAUGAACGUUUGGGGAGAAGUAUGGGAGAAUGCUGUUUACCUAGUGUGCAACUAUUCCCCAAAGGGAAACUGGAUUGGAGAGGCUCCCUACCAGCAUGGCCGCCCUUGCUCCCAGUGUCCUCCUAGCUAUGGGGGAGGAUGUAGAAAUAAUCUAUGUUACAAAGACUCUCAGCGCUCAGAGACAGAAGACAUGAAUGAGGUGGAAAAGCCUCAGGUACCUUUGCCACCUCGAACCACCUCCAGACCAUCUCCCAAGCUUCCAAAGAAACCAGUGUCCAAGCCCUCCAGUCCAAAGCCUGCAACACCCAGGACAUCAUCUUCAAAAACCCCCAACAUAUAUCUUGCUCACAGCAUCAAAUGUGAAACUAAACUGCGAGAUAAGUGUAAAGGAGCAACUUGCAACAGACAUAAAUGUCCGGCUAACUGUCUGAAUCAGAAGGGGAAAGUUUGGGGAACUGUUUCUUACGAUGUGCAAUCAAGUAUUUGCCGAGCUGCUAUCCAUGCUGGGGUCAUUGACAACAAUGGAGGGCUGGUUGACGUCACAAGGACGGACAAGUUGCCGUUCUUUGUCCGGUCUACAAAAAAUGGCAUUGAGUCUCUGAGUAAAUAUAAACCUGGCAAUUCCUUUAUGGUGACCAAAGUGGAAGAAUAUACAGCUGAUUGCUACACCACAGUGGCUGAAAUCUGCCCUUUCAAAAGACCCUACUCACACUGUCCAAGAGUCCUCUGUCCAGCCACUUGCAAAACUCAACCUUCUUACUGGUCUCCUGUGAUUGGAAACACCAUCUAUGCAGAUAGCUCAAGCAUUUGUAAAGCAGCCAUCCAUGCAGGGGUAAUGAAAGCAGAGGGCGGUUUUGUUGAUGUUCUGCCACUGGAAAGGAGAAAGAGCUACACCGGAGUCCUAAAAAAUGGCAUACAGUCUGAAAGCAAAAGCAACACAGAAGGGGAUUCCUUUCGACUCUUUGCUGUGAAGAUGUGAUACCUCUGAAUUCUGGACACCAACAGAGUCGCUUCAGCUGGCGUCGAGGAGCAGUGCCUGCAGGUUGGAUACCAUGGCUCUUCAUCUGUGUGUGCAUGUCUUUAGUGGACCCCAGAACAUUGAAAUUGACACUAUGCCCCCUCAAAGUGUUGUAAAUAAAAGUCCUUGUUUCAUCCAGUUAGCCAGUAUUUCCACAGCCCGCCAUUUAUGCUUAUCUUUACCAUAAGCAUACACACUCUGUGAAUACUGAAUGCUUUUUUUUGUUUGUUUUUUUUGUGUUUUUAAAUAUAGAUUUUGAUGAAUUGAACAGCUGGUGCUGGAAGUUUCAGUAAAAGAGAAUGCAUUAUGUUUACAGUGAUGCUCUCAUUACAAAUAUACGUUGGUUUUUACACACAGAAGUGUUUACAGAUCACACUGUAUUUAAUCAUUCUGUACAGACUAUAGAAGAUUUUGUUUGUUUAUUAAAGAAUUACAAUAUUUUACAAUAUUUUAACAUGUUUAUGUCUUAUUUGGCUUUUUGUGCUUUUGGUGUUAUUUGCUUUUGAACAUUUAGACUGUGAAGCUACAUCUAGGUCUAAAUAGUAUUUACAAAAGUCAAGUGUUAAGUUUUAUUUUUGUGUGAGAGACGAGGUUUUUACUGGUUGGACUGACCAUAUACUAUCAAGCAGAGAAAUGAAAGUCUAUGGAGGGAAUUACAUCAUACUUUAGUGCCAGGCAUGUGGAGGUCAUCAAUGGAAGGUGAUUUGGUGGCAUCAAAACAAACAUCAGAUGUGCUCUUUUAUAUUUCCUAUUUUAUAUUUAUUAUUACUCAUUGCUUUUUCUUGUUGUUUCUUUUGUUUCUCCUCCAUAUAUGAGACUAAAUUUAGGCCCCUUCCCACCUAAGACAGUUGAAUGUGUUGCAUGUUUCCGGUACAGGGAGGUUUUUUCUGUAACUUUUUUUAAAGGGUGUGAAAAUGUUUAACAUUUGUUUUGAUCAAACUAAAACUUACGCACUUUGGAACAAUAGAUGCUACACAAAAACACCUUUAAUGUCUGUCAUUAUACUGGAUUUCAGUGCUGUUGUGUUUCUUUAACCCUGAUUAACAUUUCCCCCCUAUGUCAAAGUUGAUUUUGUCUCACAGGAUUUGCUUCUUGACUUCAGGUCCUAAUUCACAGCACACACAUUAAAGCACCCUUGAGCCUUUUGGCUCCAUCUGUUAGUUUAAGGGAUGUAAAAGUGUGAUUUAAAGUGUAUUCCAACUUUCUUUUUCUUUACUCUACCUCAGUCCUGUCGCUAUGCAAAGCAUUUAGGUCUUUUCUUUAUUGCAAUUUUUAUUGGAAAGUUUUGUAAAAUUAUGGGAAAUGCAAAUGUAAUAAUCCUUUAGUGAAAUAUUGUUUAAAAUAUGUGAAUUUGUUAUGUUUUCUUUUUACCGGUGUAGGAUGUAUUCUAUACUUUUUGCACAAUUUGAAAAUAAAAUAUUACUGAGAAA